AUGAAUUUUGCAGAGUGCCUUGAAUUAACUUUAAUUCUCGCUCUUCCUUUUGGACCUGUUCACGGACUCUUGGAUCAGAUUCUGUUUGGUUUGUUUUAUUCACCGUUGAUUUUGUACUUCUGUCUUCCUCGGCCACAAAACCGUGUAUUUGAAUACUUUCUCUGGUUAGUGAGUUUGCCAACAGCUGCCCUUCAAGCCUCCGUUUCACACUCUUCUCCACUGAACGUUCCUCUCAAAUUAAUUGUCGUUGGUAACGUCGUGCAGAGCAUCUGUCAUUGCUUGCCAAGUGCUGCAAUUGCGGAAUUUGUCUGGUGCCAGUUUCGACAGCUGCAUCCUGUGCUAGCAUUUCAUCUUCAGCUGUGUCGAGUAUUUCAUGAUUACGUCGGUAGCAGCUUUUCGUUUGUCGAGCGCACGACUCUCUCGGCGUUGCUCUCAGCUCUUGCUUUGGGCGGUGUGUUCGCUACUUCGUCUGAUUCACUUCUUACGAUACUGAACUGUACCACGAAUGUGUUUCUCGCCUUUUUGCUCGUUUGGACCUUUGCAGCAGAGAAGCUUGGAAGUGUCUCUCAAUCAUAUGCUAUGUAUGCCCCGCCCAUACUGGCGCUCGGUUCAAGUUGUCUCUGGCUUUCAUUUCAGCUUCACAUCAAUCCGGCAAUCUGGCUCAAACAGGUUCUCUUGGAACAGCCAGAAUCCGCCUUACGACUGCGUAUCCUCUGCUGGUGGAUUGCUUGCUUGUUCAUCGCAGGCCUACUUGUUUCAGUUCGUUCCAUUUUGGCUAUAAAACUAAGGUGUCUCCUACCUAAUCAGGAAGCAGUUCUUAACUUUCACCGCAAGCUUUAUCACGGUUUGGUGGUUGUUAUGUUCCUGCCUACUCUUUCUCUUGAUCCGUUUCUCGCCCAUCUCUCGUUUUCGCUUGCCGCUCUUGGUUUCCAGGUUGUGGAGUACGUUCGUGCCUAUCGAAUUGCGCCCUUUGGUGCCAUCAUCCACGACUUUUUGUGGCAGUUUACCGACCGAAGAGAUCACAAGGGCACACUCAUCAUUUCCCAUCUUUACCUCUUGUUGGGAUGUGCACUUCCUGUUUGGCUGUCACUAGCCGCUGGAUCUUCGGCACGUUCCAUCGAUUUACUGCUGGGCGUCUUGUGUCUUGGUUGCGGCGAUGCAAUGGCAAGUUUAGUUGGCAAGCGUUUUGGUCGCAUCCGCAUUCGUCAUACUUCUAAGACGGUGGAAGGAACAUUGGCUUUUAUGCUCGCUGUGCUCGUUCCACUCCUUCUUCUUUCCUUUUUCGAACAUGUGCAAACUCCAUACUGGUUACACAGUGUCUUGCUUUCCUUUGCAGCUGCUUUGAUGGAGAGUGUGUCUCGUCAAAAUGAUAAUCUACUUCUGCCUAUCUACUGCUGGACAGUGUCCCGCGCUUUUACGAGAACAAGCGGCUGUCCUGAAAGAUCGUCCCGCUAA
Messenger RNA from Schizosaccharomyces japonicus yFS275, 1455 nucleotides. Its product is annotated as dolichol kinase. The transcript is spliced from 2 exons. Gene Ontology annotation, cellular component: endoplasmic reticulum membrane. Gene Ontology annotation, molecular function: dolichol kinase activity. The record is from RefSeq and is a predicted model, not a curated record. NCBI's taxonomy places the organism in Eukaryota, Fungi, Ascomycota, Schizosaccharomycetes, Schizosaccharomycetales, Schizosaccharomycetaceae. The coding region runs from base 1 to 1455 and encodes 484 amino acids.